AUGCAAACUGGAGAUUUGUUGCCAUGCAAGAUUUGUGGAAGGACUUUCUUUCCUGCAGCACUGAAAAAGCAUGGACCCAUUUGCCAAAAAACUUCUGCCAAGAAAAGGAAGACGUUCGAUUCCAGCCGUCAGAGAGCAGAGGGAACUGACAUUCCCACAGUGAAACCUCUUAAGCCACGGCCAGAACCACCCAAAAAACCUUCUAACUGGAGACGAAAGCACGAGGAGUUUAUAGCAACUAUACGAGCAGCCAAGGGACUUAAUCUUAAAGAUGGUGGAAAACUCCCUCCACCACCUCCACCAUCAUAUGACCCUGAUUACAUUCAGUGUCCUUAUUGCCAGAGGAGAUUCAAUGAAAAUGCAGCUGACAGACACAUCAAUUUCUGUAAGGAGCAAGCAGCACGGAUUACUAACAAAGGGAAAUUGGCAGCUGAUCCCAAAGGGAAGCUUCCUACUCGCACACAGUACAAACCUGCUCCAGUUAAGAAGAUGCCUUCUGUAGGAUCAGCACCAUCAUCAUCGUCACGCUUACCACAGCCAAGUGGUGUUAGCAAAACCGGUGUAGGUGCCUCUUCAAAUAAAGCCCUGUCUUCGUCUGGAUCCAGUGGGAGCAAAAUUCAAACAUUAUCCCCAGGUCAUAAAAACUCGGUGGGAAUGGUGAACCCACAAGCAGGUAAGAUGGACAAGUUAGGCCCACCACUGCGAACUGGAAGAGAUGUGCCAAAGUUUUAUGACACUGAUACAAAACCAGACAGUGCCAUCCAAAGACCAUAUGUGUUGUUACCUGUGAAGAAAGGCACAACAAAACCACGGACAUCAACUCCUCCUAGUGUGGCAAGAACCAUGAGCACAGGUGCCCUAACAAACAAAAGGAAAACCAGCAAUUCAGAAAUUUACUCAAGGUCUGACAGUAGAACUGUGCAUGACAGUGGAGACCACCCAUCCUCAGUCAAUGGAGGAAGUUCCAAAAGCAGUGAAGGAAAUUUACCUGUACAGUUCUCAAAGUUCUGCCACGAAUGUGGGACGAGGUAUCCAGUGGAAUGGGCUAAGUUUUGCUGUGAGUGUGGAAUUCGAAGGAUGGCUGUGUGA
Messenger RNA from Indicator indicator, 1089 nucleotides. It is a transcript of the gene ZC2HC1A, whose product is annotated as zinc finger C2HC-type containing 1A. The record is from RefSeq and is a predicted model, not a curated record. The transcript has 9 exons. Bases 1 to 1089 code for a protein of 362 amino acids. Lineage: Eukaryota; Metazoa; Chordata; Aves; Piciformes; Indicatoridae.